This is a messenger RNA of Clonostachys rhizophaga, 1155 nucleotides long. NCBI's taxonomy places the organism in Eukaryota, Fungi, Ascomycota, Sordariomycetes, Hypocreales, Bionectriaceae. The record is from the annotation of a GenBank genome assembly.
AUGUCCCCGACAGCCUCGAAUUCCAGUUCCCGUCAUGACCUAGCCGACGAAGCAUUGGGACAAUACCUUUUUCAGUCAGGGAAAAUACCAAAUCUAAGGCUACCCAUCAUUUCAACUAAAAUUGGGUACGGGCAAAGCAACCCAACCUACUUUGUUGACGACAAGGCCGGGUCUAGAUAUAUUCUCAGGAAAAAGCCCCCGGGGAAAAUCAUCAGUCCAGUAGCCCAUCAAGUAGAUCGUGAAUAUCGGGUGCUUCAAGCUCUUGGUACAGUCGAAGGUUUUCCAGUACCAAAAGCCUACCUCCUCUGCGGUGACCCCUCAGUUAUUGGAACAGCAUUCUAUGUGAUGGAAUUUGUCAAAGGUAGAAUUUUUACCGAUAAUAACCUGGGUGAAUUAUCACCCACCGACAGAAGAAAGGCGUGGUCUUCAGCUAUAGAGACUCUCUCCUGGCUCCAUUCCAUUGACCCGGACGCAAUAGGCCUGGAAGGAUACGGCAAGAAGACGGCCUUUUAUGCCCGUCACUGCAAUACCUGGAGCCGUAUUGAGUCCCAGCAAGCCCUCGUCAAGGAUGCCAAAACAGGAGUAGCCCUGGGAAGAGCCCAUGAAAAAUAUGAUGAGAUAAUCGACUUUGUGAAAAACAACCUGCCUGGAGAUAGGUACGCUAUCAUGCACGGAGACUUUAAACUCGACAAUCUGAUCUUUCAUCCUACUGAGCCCAAAGUUAUUGCCAUUCUUGAUUGGGAGCUUUCCACCAUUGGCCACCCCCUCCUGGACCUGGUGUAUUGCGUAAGCUCCUUCUUUGAAGAAAGUGUCGCGAUGGGCCAGUCAGACCCAUCCUCGACAGAGUUUCCGUAUAAGCCAGAAAAUAGGAAAGCGAGUGGCAUGCCAGAACCAGAGGAACUUCUCGACCGCUACUCUGAGCUCGUUGGCUACGAUCCGAGGCGAGAUGGAGGGGGAAAGGACUGGGAGGUGGCCGCGAUCGUGCACUUCAUCCGGGGCGGCACAAUCAGUCACGGAAUUCAGGCGCGAGCGAUCAGCGGUCAAGCAAGCAGUGAUUUUGCCCACCAGUACUUUGAACGAACUAAAGCGUUCCUUGAUAUAGCUUUUCGGCGCAUGGAGAAACUUCAGGGAAAAGGUGGAGUGGCUAAGCUUUGA